CAUCAGUCGGCAUUUAAUUUGUUAGUUGAAUGAUGCAGUCGAGAGAUGAGAUGAGAGAUGAGUCAUCAUCAGGUCUCGUCCUCACCACUGACCCUAAGCCUCGCCUUCGCUGGACCACUGAGCUACAUGAACGCUUCGUUGACGCCGUCUCUCACCUUGGAGGCCCUGACAAGGCUACACCAAAGACGAUAAUGAGAGUAAUGGGUGUGAAGGGUCUCACGCUUUAUCAUCUCAAGAGCCAUCUCCAGAAGUUCAGACUUGGAAAGCAGCCUCACAAGGAGCAUAGUCAAAAUCACUCCACUAGUAUUAGAGAUACAAAUAGAGCUUCCAUGUUGGAUCUUCGAAGGAAUGGUGUAUUCACGACUAGUCCGCUGAUCAUUGGUCGCAAUAUGAACGAGAUGCAAAUGGAGGUGCAAAGAAGGAUAGAGGAAGAAGUAGAAAUAGAGAGACAGGUGAAUCAAAGGAUAGAAGCACAAGGGAAAUACAUGGAGAGCAUGUUAGAAAAAGCAUGUGAAACCCAAGAAGCAAGCCUCACUAAAGACUACUCUACUCUCUUUUUCGACCGCACCAAUAUUUGUAACAACACAUCGUCCAUCCCAAUCCCAUGGUUCGAGGAUCAUUUUCCUUCCUCUUCCUCCAUGGACUCUGCGUUGAUUCUCCCCGACAUCAAUUCCAACUUCUCCCUGCAAGAUUCUCGGAGUUCGAUCACUAAGGGCCGCACGGUUUGUCUCGGCUAGAGAAGACAUAUAUAGAUCUAGCACGGUUUGUCUCGGUUAGAGAAGACAUAUAUAGAUCUAGCUAUUUGACUCUUUCUACUCUAGUUUCUAAUGCGCACUUUGGUGUAUAAAUUGCACAAAUUUAC
Arabidopsis arenosa is the source of this 862-nucleotide messenger RNA. NCBI's taxonomy places the organism in Eukaryota, Viridiplantae, Streptophyta, Magnoliopsida, Brassicales, Brassicaceae. The record is from the annotation of a GenBank genome assembly.